AUGCCUAGUGAAGGGAGGUCAAGGUAUAAUGAUAAGCAGGCAAUCACUCUGAUCACUGUGCAUGCUAGGAAUAUUGAGAAUGAAAGGAAUCAGGCACAGUGUGUUUUUCAUGGGUACCAUCGUAGCUUCGGAGGAAUUUCUAAAAGUAGUAAAUCAGGGUUGGUUGCAGUAGGGUGGGCUUCAUGGGUGGUUAAAGAUGUUGGUGAAGAUCUCAUGGGGUGGGUGCCAAGAAAAGAGAAGUCUUUUCACAUUUUAGAUAAUAUAAGAGAAGACAAUUAUAACAUAGUUUAUCGGACUCUUGAUCUGGAAAAAAAGAAGAUUGUUGCUUUGAAGAAAAUAACAUUCAACAAUCUUGCAGGAAUUACAUUUCGCCCUGGUCUAAAGUCUACAGAACCUCAGAUAGCAGAUUUUGGCUUGGCAUACUAUUACGAUCCAGCACAAGUCUGGCAAUUUACAAAUCGUGUUGUUACUCUCUGGUACCUAUCACCUGAGCUCUUGCUCGGUGCCAGUUCUUGUGAUAGUGCCAGAGAUUUAUGGACCACUGGUUGCAUUCUUGUUGAAUUAUAUGAAGGACUCCUGGCAAAUGACUUGGUAAUUUACCUCCACGACAACUUCUUUCAUGGCCCGAUCCCAAAUGAAAUUGGUCAAGUGUUUCGCCUACAAUAUCUCUAUCUAAAAUACAACAAUUUUGAAGGUGGAUUUCCUGCCAAUUUGAGUUACUGCGUAGAUAUCAGAAACAUCAGCCUGUUCCACAACGAUCUUAAAGGAAAGCUACCUACAGAGUUUGCUUCUUGGCCUAGGCUUAAUUUGUUUAAUCUUGGAAGCAAUCAUUUUACCGGAUCAAUUCCACCUUCCAUUGGUAAUGUAUCGACUCUCCGCCUGCUUAGUCUGAGCAGUAACAACCUAGCAGGGGCGAUACCUCUGGAAGUUGCUCAUCUUACAAAAUUAGGCUAUCUUGACUUAUCAACUAACAAUUUGUCGGGUAGGGUUCCCCUGUGCCUUUACAACGUAUCGUCCCUCUCUGUUGUUGGUUUAAACAGUAACGAGUUAGAAGACACGCUUCCUGCAGAUUUGGGCUUCAACCUUCCCAAGCUGCAAGAGUUCUACAUUGGAGAUAACAGAAUUUCUGGGCCGCUUCCUGCAUCAAUAAUCAAUGCAUCCAACCUUGCCAUCUUUGUCAUAGAUCAUAACAAUAUUACGGGUCCUAUACCGAUGAAUUUGGGAAGCUUAUCUAAUCUUCAAGUGCUAAACCUGGGUAACAAUCCACUUGGAGACAGUCAGCGGUCCAAUGACCUGACCUUCUUCAGUUCUCUGGUCAACUGUACCUAUCUAUAUGAAUUAAUCUUAUAUAAGAAUGGUUUAAGAGGGGAGCUCCCAAAUUCCAUCGUAAACCUCUCCACCUCAAUAGAGAAACUGUACUUGUUCACAAACGACAUCUAUGGAGGCAUACCCCGUGAAAUUGGAAAACUUGUGAACUUGACGGUACUUCAGUUGGAUGACAAUCUACUGACAGGGACAAUUCCAGCAUCAAUUGGAGAUCUAACUAAGUUAGGCAAUCUAUAUUUGAGUGGAAAUAAAAUUUCAGGAGCGAUACCACCUUCCAUCGGUAACGUUACUCAAUUAAUUGUUCUCCAUUUGGAAGAUAAUAUGCUCCAGGGGAGCAUACCUACUGGAUUGUUUAAUAUCUCGAGUUUACAGGAACUGUCAGUCACUAACAGACGCCUUGGAGGUGUAAUACCUGAGCAAAUUGUUGGACUUUCGUCGCACUGUGUUUUCCUAUAUUUGGACCAAAAUCUAUUCACAGGACGACUACCAUCCAACAUUGGGAGCUUCAAGCAUUUAGUUGCACUAGAUAUCUCGUACAACAAAUUCAGGGGGUGA
Daucus carota subsp. sativus is the source of this 1881-nucleotide messenger RNA. Its product is annotated as putative receptor-like protein kinase At3g47110. The record is from RefSeq and is a predicted model, not a curated record. The coding region runs from base 1 to 1881 and encodes 626 amino acids. Gene Ontology annotation, biological process: protein phosphorylation. Gene Ontology annotation, molecular function: protein kinase activity; protein binding; ATP binding. The transcript has 4 exons. NCBI's taxonomy places the organism in Eukaryota, Viridiplantae, Streptophyta, Magnoliopsida, Apiales, Apiaceae.